Moneuplotes crassus is the source of this 1152-nucleotide messenger RNA. The record is from the annotation of a GenBank genome assembly. NCBI's taxonomy places the organism in Eukaryota, Ciliophora, Spirotrichea, Euplotida, Euplotidae.
UGUUAGAAAAAUAAUGAAAUUCCCGAAGCCUCCAAUAACCCCGAAGUCUCAAUUCCAUCUGAACUCGAGGAAAAUGGAAACAUAUAACCAGAUAAAGCUUUCAAGAUCUCUGAAUAGAAAGAUUGGGCAUAGCCCAACCCUUCCAAUUGAGAAUUUGAAGAACAAGUCCAGCUCCUUUGCAAAAUUGCAUAUAAAGGAUAGAGGCCUCCAAAGCUCAAGUAAUGAUACGAUAGAAGAGGAAGAGUUCAAAGCUACCAUGCCUCGAUUAAAACCGUCGUCUCCUAAAAGAGGAGUGUCCCAUCCUCCAAAGAAUGCUCAUUCACUCGAACAGGCACUUGCAAACUUUCUCAAGAACUCUGACACUAUUGAAACUAAAACAGUUGAGAAGAAGUUUAGCAAAUAAACCUAAAAGCAGGAAGGUGAAUACUAAGUUAAAGCUUGUUUUGCCACCUGCUUUCAACCUUCCUAAAAUCGACCAAGUGUCUACUCCAACCGAGAUGUCUUGUAAGGGUGACUUUGAAAAUCUGGACACUAAUAGGGAGAUAAGGAAAAUGCUUCAUAAUCAGGUGAGGGUGAUUUAAGAACAAGACAAUAGUCAGAGAGACAAAGUCCUCUUUGAUCAGGAAGAGAAUAGCUCAAGAGAAUAAGAAGAAGGCAAUAUCUGAAGAAAAGGAUGUAGGAUUUAGGUACAGGAAUAAGCUCAAUUCACGCAUUCUGGUCCUUAACAAACGGUGUAAUGACGAGAUGAAGAAAUAGUACAAAACUUCAUAAAUUUGUUGGGAAAAUCGAAGUUAUAGUCAAUAAGUCCUAUGGAAACCUUCACAAGCUCAUAAAGAAAUCGGAGAAAGAAAAGAAGCAAAAGUUGACACUGAAAGAUGGUCUAUUGAUACAACUACAGAAAAAAACUGCUAAUAUUGGGCUAGGACAUUUCUCCUCUCACAACACUCGAAAUUCGGAUAAAGUUUCUAUCAGAGUAAGAAGCCACGAUGUAGCCAAUAAUAGGUAUAGCGACUUUGACUGGUAAGGGCUGGAAGCCCUUACCAGUCUCUUGGUCGUCUAUUCCUAGUAAUCCUUCUAUCACUGCUCUAACUUAUGUGCGAACCUUUAUUCCAAUUUGUUUACAGAAUAGCCGAAGCGGUCCUAAUCGAUCAC